UGCUGUUUCUUUCUAGGAUCUUUCAUUUUAUCUUAAAGUAGUAGUAGAAAGUACUGCACUUUUGUUUUUUAAAAGAAUAAAAUUCUCUUUUAUUUUUUUCGAUCAAUAUCUCUGAUAAAGGAAAAAUCCAAGCUUAAAAAAAAAAAUUAAAAAAGUUAUACAACAUGUUGUUUUUGUUGUUGUUGUUGUUGCUGUUGUAAUCUUUCAAAGUUUAUUAAAAAGCAGUUUCUUUGUUUGUUUCCUUUUAACUUCCUUUUCUCCAUCUGUGUCUUUAAAUUUUUUUUUUUUUUGAAUGACAAUUACUUUUCUUUUUGAUUAUGAUGAGGGAAUUGGAGUAAUUAAGCCUAUGGAGGGUUCAAGACCUAUGUUAGAAAGAAGAACAAGACCACAAAAAGAUCAAGCUUUAAACUGUCCAAGGUGCAAUUCAACCAACACAAAAUUCUGCUACUACAACAAUUAUAGUCUAUCUCAGCCAAGGUACUUCUGCAAGACUUGUAGAAGGUAUUGGACUGAAGGUGGGUCUUUGAGAAAUGUUCCAGUGGGUGGAGGUUCAAGGAAGAACAAAAGAUCAUCAACUACAUCAACAUCAACAUCAUCACCAUCUUCAGCAGCAAAGAAGCUAGCUCAUCAUCUUCAUGAUCAUGAUCAUAUUCAUCAUCAUCUGAACACACCAAGUAGCACCUUCCCCCAAUCUGCUUCUCAAAACCCUAAGAUCCACCAUGGUCAAGAUCUCAACCUAGCUUACCCACCAAGUGAUCAGGACUAUGAUGGUAUUUCUAGAUUUGUUGAAGUACCUUAUACUACUACUACUACUACUACUCAUGAUCAAAAUAAAAGCCAAAGCCACCAUCAUCAAAACCCUAACUCUUCAAUAUCAUCAACUUCAUCACCUUUCUCUGCUAUGGAGCUUCUCAAGACUGGGAUUAUUGCUUCAAGGGGUUUGAACUCAUUCAUUAAUCCUAUGUCUGUGGUACCGAAUUCGAAUACAAUGUUUCCAACUGGUUUUCCUAUGCAAGAAUUUAAACCGAGUUUAAAUUUCGGUCUUGAUGGGUUUGAAAAUGGGUAUGGAGGUCUAAAUGGGGUGCAAGAGACAAGUGCAAGGCUUUUGUUUCCUAAUGAGGAAUUGAAGCAGGUUUCAGGAAAUGCUACGACUACUGCUACUACUACUGAGUUUGAUCAGCAAAAUAGAGGGCAAGGAGAUUCUGGUGGGUAUUGGACUGGAAUGUUAGGAGGAGGAUCAUGGUAAAUAAAAUCCCACCCCCCAAAAAAAAAAAAAAAAUGAAAAAAAUAAAAAGAGCAACUGAAGGUCAAGAAUUAAUGGUGUUUUGGUUUUUGCUGUUCCUUUUUUCACUUUGUUUUGGUGUCUUUGAUGAUCAAACUAACAAAUAGGGUACAUGGGGUUUCUUUCUUUCUUUGCUUCUCGUUUCUUUCAUGGUUGUACUUUUUCAUCGAUCUUUUUUUUUUUUUUUUUUUUGAAAGGGAAUUCUCUUAAUUUCUUUUCCGUCCUCUUUUUUUUUUUUUUUUAAUUAAAUUUUUCUUUAAUCUUUUGGAAAAAUAUGGAUGUGUUUGAAGCUUUAUUUUUAGGUUGGGCUUCAAAAGGAUUUUUCUUGCAAUGCUGUGUAAAAGGAUAAGAACAAGAGGCCAAGGGAAAGUCUUAAUUUCCAUAAUGUAAAAUUUCUUCAUUUAUAGAGCUUUGAUCGUCUAGAAGAAAUUAUACAGAAAGACUCCUUCUUGGGCUUGCACGCCACGGCCUUUUCGCUCUCUUGUUAUAUGUUUCAUAUCUACCACAGCAACUAGCAGCAAAAGAGAGUUUUCAUGAAUCAGAAGAAGUACAACUACUAGUACUGCUUUUUAUGUUUUCCAUAUCUCUGCUACCAAAAUAAUUAAUCUUCCAUAUAUGUUUAAUUAUUUUUAUGUACGCAUUUUAAUUAGUCAACAGAACAAACUUAAUUGACUUAUUUUAUUAUUAUUUUUUGUA
Messenger RNA from Ziziphus jujuba (common jujube), 1978 nucleotides. RefSeq names its product dof zinc finger protein DOF4.6. Gene Ontology annotation, molecular function: DNA binding; DNA-binding transcription factor activity. The coding region runs from base 293 to 1246 and encodes 317 amino acids. Lineage: Eukaryota; Viridiplantae; Streptophyta; Magnoliopsida; Rosales; Rhamnaceae. The record is from RefSeq and is a predicted model, not a curated record. Gene Ontology annotation, biological process: regulation of DNA-templated transcription. The transcript is spliced from 2 exons.